This is a messenger RNA of Neurospora hispaniola, 2493 nucleotides long. Its product is annotated as armadillo-type protein. Gene Ontology annotation, molecular function: mRNA 3'-UTR binding. The record is from RefSeq and is a predicted model, not a curated record. NCBI's taxonomy places the organism in Eukaryota, Fungi, Ascomycota, Sordariomycetes, Sordariales, Sordariaceae. Gene Ontology annotation, biological process: nuclear-transcribed mRNA catabolic process, deadenylation-dependent decay. The coding region runs from base 1 to 2493 and encodes 830 amino acids. The transcript is spliced from 5 exons. Gene Ontology annotation, cellular component: cytoplasm.
AUGUCUCCUAACACUUCGCCCAACAUGGGUCGUGGCCGAGCUCCACGUGGCUUCCCGCCUUACCGCCCCGAGAACAACCUGCAUAAUCAACCGCAAAGGCACAGUUUCGACGUUGAUUUCAAAAUAUGGUCCAUGCCCAAUGCUUCGGCUGAGGUCGGCGACCGGCCCCCAAGCACUUCCAGUGGCUCUAACGAUUGGUCUUACUCUUACUCUAACCAAACGGCACACACUCGCAAUGGAACGAACGGCUCGUCUCCCAGGACCUCGGUACCCUCCGGUCUUGCCUAUCGGCUCGAUGGAAUUAACUCCUCUAUGAGACGCCCCUCGCACGAUAACGGGUUUGGUGGUAUGGAGCAUGCGAGUGAGCGCUUGAGCGUAGGCGGCUUCAACAUCGCAUCAUCGGGUCCUUCCGAACCGGCGGAGCGGCAAGGACUUGGUUUGACACCGUACACGGCACAACACUCGCAUCGAUCAUCGGUUGUCGCCGACUCUUCAAAUCUUUCCGUGAACUGGCAGAACAACCGAGCCAGCGUUGGAGAUUUGGAUGCAGCGCAGACGAAUGUUCCAUGGCUAGCGAGAAAACAGGCAGAGGUAACGGAUACCGAUCGCCCAAUGUUUUCUUCGAACCUCUGGAGCAACUCGUCACAUACUGUGACCGCCUCUGCCCGGCCAUUCACGCCCGCAAGUCCGACGGCUUGGGAAAAUGGAUCUGGCAAUGGAUUCCAGACUGGUAACGGAUUUCAAACUGGCAACGGAUUUCAAUCUGGCAACGGAUUCCAAGCUGGCAACGGGUUCCAAACCGGCUAUAACGCGAACGGCUUUGGGAAUCACACAGGUGCUCAACAGUCCCGCUCGAAUUUUUCACAGACACCUUCUAGGCGCGAGUUCUCAAGCCCCACGAACAUCGAUCGUCGAGCCAGCACACAGUCCUUCAUUCAGCAGCCUCAGCCUACUACGAAUCUGCCUUUCGACACCGUGACCCUCCAACAGCAAUUGCAAAUGUACAACCUGGCCCAUAACCUGGGAAUGGCCGGGGCAUAUCCGAAUCCUUCUUUGCCAACAUCUGGCUUGGCAAUGGGUGCGAUGAGUUCUGGAAGCAUGCAGAGCGGGAAACUGCGUGAAUACUUGAACACCCGCAAUGCCCCGCAGAAAUGGGAUCUGAAGCAAAUCUAUGGUUCGAUUGCGGACUUCGCUGCCGAUCGCGCCGGUUCCAGGUUCAUUCAGGACAAACUGCAGUCUGCUAGUAGCGAAGAAAAGGCGGAAGUUUGGAGAGAGCUCAUGGAGGAGCUGAUGCCUCUCAUGACCGACGUAUACGGCAAUUACGUUGUGCAAAAGUUUUUCGAACACGGCACGCAGGAGCAAAAAACCAGCAUGGCGAGCAUAAUCAAGAAAAACAUGUUGCGACUUUCGGAGAACAAGUACGGCUGCCGGGUUGUCCAGAAGGCCCUCGACAACAUCUUUCGCCGCUACCAAGUGGAGCUUGUCAACGAGCUGAAAGACCACGUCGAUAAACUCAACAAAUCUCAGGAGGGAAACCACGUCAUUCAAAUGAUCAUCAAGCUCCUACCCCGAGAUGAGAUUGGAUUCAUCUACGACUCUUUCAGAGGGCCGGGCAAGGUGAUGGAACUGGCACUGAACCAGUACGCUUGCAGAGUCAUCCAGAGAGCUUUGGAGCACGGGAACGAAGAGGACAGGCUCUAUCUUGUGUCUGAGUUGCACAAGGGUGCUCACACCUUGAUCACUGAUGCGUAUGGAAACUACGUUGCCCAGCACAUUAUCGAAGCCGGGAAACCAGAAGACCGCGCCCGCAUGAUUGCUGCAGUCAUGUCCCAGACGAUCACUCUCUCGACACACAAACACGCCUCGAACGUGGUGGAGAAGUGCAUCAAUUAUGGCACCCCGGAGGACGUUCGCCGUAUCAGGGACAUGUUCUUCAGUCCGCAGGAUGGUGUGGGGGGGUAUUCUUCCGACCAUCAGUCACCCGACUCUUUUCUUCGGUUCCUUAUGCUGGAUCACUUUGCCAACUAUGUGAUUCAGAAACUCGUCAAACACUCCACGUUCAGUAAUGAAGAACAGCAAUUUUUCAUCGACACGCUCGAGCCUAAGAUCAACGAGCUGCUCAAGAAUCACAAGGGACUAGACGAGAGACAGAGAAAUGCCCUCAAGAGAUUCCAAGGCAUUAUCAACGAGCUCAGGAAGGACAUUGACGAGAAGGAGGAGCUUGUCAAAAAUAGCAGCAGUGCGCCCCCGUCGCUAGACCCGGCAUCGCCUUCUCUCCACAUUUCCUCAGCCCUUCCGACGCCUGAUGGAGGAUCCGAGCCCAACAGCCCGCUGGACCUGGGAAUGACCUCUAGCACCAACACUACCAGUCCUAUUGGAAGCGCUGAUGGAAACGGAAACAAUGGAAAACAGUCGCUGCUUGAGGUCAACGUCAACGGGAGGCUGGACGCCACGAAUGCCUUUGCGCAGCUGCAUAUCCACGAGAAUGCUUAA